Synchytrium microbalum is the source of this 1854-nucleotide messenger RNA. RefSeq lists its product as uncharacterized. NCBI's taxonomy places the organism in Eukaryota, Fungi, Chytridiomycota, Chytridiomycetes, Synchytriales, Synchytriaceae. Gene Ontology annotation, biological process: 7-methylguanosine mRNA capping. Gene Ontology annotation, molecular function: methyltransferase cap1 activity. Bases 1 to 1854 code for a protein of 617 amino acids. Gene Ontology annotation, cellular component: nucleus; cytoplasm. The record is from RefSeq and is a predicted model, not a curated record. The transcript is spliced from 11 exons.
AUGCAUGAAGCAUCCAGUCAACAGCCUAUAAUGGAUCCAUACACGGACGACGAUCCCGAGUAUAGGGACACCCAGCUCAUAUCGCCCAUCCCUCCUCCAGGCUCCUCAUCACGUACCAGUGCUUACUCGUCAACAUCAACCAGGAAUCUAUCAUCGUCAACACCAUCAGGGGCAGUGCACCGUAAUAACGAUACUGUGACGCGUCAAAGUCCUUCUUAUGAUGCUGAAAAAAUCACAUAUCAUGCUCAGUCUCCUGAGCCGUCAGCAUCACAAACACCAACAUUUCGUGUGCUGAAGACACCAAUUCCUCAUGAGCAGACCUACGAAUGGUUGGAUGUGCCUGCUACUGCUACUGGAAAUGAUUGGAUGAAGAUGAAGGUUGAAAAGGCUGCUCCCCUCAAUUACGGCCAGUUCUCAAAUCAAGACAUUUUCGAAAUGCUCAUAGAGCUCAAAAACAAACUAGAUCCUCUACCACCGCCCUUCUUCAAACAAGCGAGAAUGCUCGCAAACCCAUACGAAGCUAUUGGCAGAUCUAUAUUCGUGAAUAGGGCUGCUGUCAAAAUGGCCAAUCUCGACGCUCUGUUUGGAUUUACUACCGAAUUGAUCUCUCCAAACAGACCGUUCAGAUUCGCCGAUGUUUGUGCUGGGCCUGGUGGAUUCACAGAAUACUUGUUGUGGAGGCUCCCACCAGCUUCUGUUGAUGUUCGAGGAUUUGGAAUCACUUUGCGCGAUGACACAGACUUUACUCUGGAGCAGUUUGCACCUGAAUCUCAAGCUCAACAACGAUUCGAACCUAUAUAUGGGCCAGAUGACACUGGUGAUAUCUGCAAGCCAGGAAAUAUGCGUCACUUUACCCUUCAUGUUGAUAAAGCAACGGGUGGUGCUGGAGUGGACAUGGUUAUGGCUGACGGAGCAUUCAGUGUGGCAGGUGAUGAAAUAUUCCAAGAAGUUCACUGUGGCCGUUUACUGAUGUGUGAAGUUGCCAUCAUGUUCUCGAUUUUGAGAAAAGGUGGAUAUUACAUGACAAAAGUGUUUGACACUACUACACCCUUUACUGCUGGAUUGCUAUAUAUUCUUCAUUACUACUUUGAAAGGAUAUGCAUCAUCAAGCCAUAUAGCAGUCGUCCUGGAAACUCUGAAAGAUUCGUGGUCUGCAAAGGCUUGAAAGAGCGACGACCAGUACUAGCUAUCAAUCACUUACUCAAAGUCAAUCGGCGUAUGAUUGAAUUAUCUGCAGCACAAGACUCGUCAACAUCCGAUUCAAAUUUUACAGUAUACAAGGAUCAAAUUGAAUUAGGAUUUGAACAUGUGUCCCAGCUGGUUGAUUCGGAUGUGCUUGUCAAGGAUAAGCCAUUUAUGGACUACCUGGAGGGAAGAAAUGACAUGAUUGCAACGAAACAAGCCAAAGCACUUGAAGAGCUCAUCAAAUAUGCAGGUGAUCCUUCACAACCUGGGUAUGAUCAAUUGGAGAUUCGUAAAAGGUGUCUUGCAGAAUGGAAGCUGCCCUUCACGGAAUGUCAACCUCGGCAACCUUUUACACCAUCACCUAUAAAUCGAGACCACCUGCUGUAUAGGACACCAUCACCUGCUGAUCUAGAUAAAGAUUGGCGUGAUCGUAGUCCUUCCAAGACACCUACAAAGGAUCCCAUACGAGCUUUUUCCUCAUCACCAUCCCUUGAGAAUCUAGUCGGGUGGAUGGCAAGGCGUGGAAGUCGUGAAAGUAUUGCAAGUCAAGGAAGUCAAGGAAGAGGAGUCGAUUCUCCCUUGAAUUGGCGUGGAAGUCGUGAAAGUACUGGAAGUCAAGGAAGCCAAGACGGAGUCGAUUCUCCUUUGAACGGGAGAGAUCGACUGUGA